This is a messenger RNA of Wasmannia auropunctata (little fire ant), 1075 nucleotides long. RefSeq names its product geminin-like (gene geminin). The record is from RefSeq and is a predicted model, not a curated record. Gene Ontology annotation, biological process: negative regulation of cell cycle; negative regulation of DNA replication. Gene Ontology annotation, cellular component: nucleus. NCBI's taxonomy places the organism in Eukaryota, Metazoa, Arthropoda, Insecta, Hymenoptera, Formicidae. The transcript has 5 exons. The coding region runs from base 235 to 765 and encodes 176 amino acids.
ACCCAAAAAGCCGGCGUGGCCUCUCUCACGCUUCUCUCUGCUUUCGAGAACCGCAUGAUUACCAAUCAGAAAGUUAUGUGUAACUGAAACUUCGUUCAAAAGAUAGUAUUCGCAUCGCGACGCCGUAUUAUUCGUGAAAAAUAUAUAUAUGAGCUGUCUUUUUGUAAGCCAAUUGAGCGCUACGUUCCUCUUCAAAUCUUGAAUAAUUACCUUUGUGGAUAAUUACCUUGUAGGAUGAAACCGGUUAUUAGUGCUGAAACGAUUGCUUCUGAGCAGGAUAAAGUUAGAAAAUCUUUACAUGAACUACAACCCUCGGCUACUGAUAAAGAAACUUUGGUUGGUGCUGAUAGAAUGAUCAAAUCUACUCAACAAGCAAAAGAAACAAAAUCAAAAAAGAAUGUAUCUACAAAAAAGAAAAAAGAGAAAGAUGUAAAAAAACAAAUAAAUGUGACAAUUAAUAACAAGGCUGUUCAAACUGUAUCAGAGGAAAAGAGGGAAAUUGAAGUUGAGGAUUUAACAUGCACAAAUUUAGCCGGUCCUAGUGAAAAUUACUGGCAAGUCCUGGCCGAAAGAAGACGAGUAGCACUUAAGGAUGCUUUAGAAGAAAAUAAAGAACUCGCAGAACGUGUCAAAAAGUUAGAGGAAGAAAAACGUAUUUACAAAGAAAUGUUGGAUGAGACAAAAGCACUUGUUGAAGUGCUGCAGGACAUGAUAGGCGAUGACAGAAACGAUAUAAAUAAUUCAUUAGAAGACAGUGUCCUUUAAGAUUUAAGAGAUUUUUUAAAGUUAUAAGAAAGGUACGCGAUUAGAUUAAUUAUCGAGUCUCUAUGUAAAAUUGUUAAAAACAACCGAGCUGUCUCAAAAGCCGAUGUAAAUCUAAUUCUUACAACAUAUAUCGUGCCUUCUUUUUCACAACAAUUUUACACAAGGAUCGUAAACUUUUGUAGAUUUUAACUAUUAAGUGCUCUAUUUUAAAUAAGAUUAUUUUUCUGUAAUAUGUAUAUAAUACAAGUUUAAAAUAUAAUACUAAGAGAGAUUUUAGAAUGACUAUAGAAUAAUGUAUAUACACGAAAAA